This is a messenger RNA of Menidia menidia (Atlantic silverside), 751 nucleotides long. The record is from the annotation of a GenBank genome assembly. NCBI's taxonomy places the organism in Eukaryota, Metazoa, Chordata, Actinopteri, Atheriniformes, Atherinopsidae.
AGCGCACAUCUGCACUCCAGUGAGGCGUGGUCAGUCAGCGCUAACAGGUGGGCCCCUUCUGCACAGCUGCACGCAUCUCCAUCCGCAGGAUCUACUUUUUCUCUCCUCCGCCACCACACAAACAGCUAGAACAAAAUGCCGAAGUGCCCUAAGUGCCAGAAGGAGGUUUAUUUCGCUGAGAGGGUGACAUCCCUGGGAAAGGACUGGCACAGGCCGUGUCUGAAGUGUGAGAAGUGCAACAAGACGCUGUCGGCUGGCUCACACGCAGAGGGAAGCCAUACUGUCACAACCCCUGCUAUGCUGCUAUGUUUGGACCUAAAGGAUUUGGACGCGGUGGAGCUGAGAGCCACUCCUACAAAUAAACAGGAUAUACCCCCUCAGUGAAAUUGGUGCCUGGAAAUGAGAUGCUAAAAGCCAGCAUUGUCAGAAGUCGCAAUAAAAACCUGCAGACAAACUGUCCUCUCGUUCUGAGCGAACGCUUUGUGUGCAUGAUUUUUCUUUUGUCUUCAAUGUGUUAAGACUCAGUUUUCUAGUUUUGUAUUAUCAUGAUUCACCAUGACGUUCAUGUCUUGUCUCAUCCCGAUUAAACUUUUGUUUAAAUUUGUGCCAUUUUAAUAGCUUAUUCCUAUUUAAUUGUCUAGAUUUUUUGGAGGGUAAAGGGUAGACCUCUGUUCAGUAUAAUAAAACACAAUGAAAAUUUACAACUCAAGAUUUACGACAUAAUUAACCUUUUUUAUAUCUUAUAAUUAUC